CUGCUUUGUCAUUCGUGAAGGAAGUCGUGACUCGUGAGCCGAGUACCCGAAUAAGACGAGUACUGAAGUAAAUAGUACCAAUAGUUGCUGCUUCUAUUAUAUUGUUUAAAAUAGGAGUUCUUGAAAAGUACAAUCUAAUCUAGGAAAGCCAUGAAAUAAUCGAAGAUUUCCCAAGUUCUGAACUUCAAAAACUGUUUGACACAGCUGGUGAAAUAAUUACGUGUCUUGUAUGCAUCUUGACUCUUGAAAAUCCAUCCAUCAUGACUGAAAAACCAAUGACGGGCGAAGUAACCGUAAACGAAGUUCGAUUCGGAUUAUUUCGCGUCGUAUGGAAUCUUAUGUUGGAAAUGGGUAAUCACGUCACAUAUAGUCAAGAAUUUAGCCUUUGCGGAACACAGUCUGGCCAGAAUUUCCAGAUCUCUACAGAGAAUACAAUGUUUAACAACAUUGUCACACUUAAAUGUAUUUCUUGCAGUGACCAUUCUGCAAGCCAACCUGAAGAUGAGCAAUCAAAAUCGAAACGCAUAAAAAUAGAAGAAGAAUCAGUUUUGCCCGAAUUGAAAAGUCUGUCUCAUGUCGAAGUUAUGUACUUAGGAAAAAGUGAAUUUCAAACUGGAAAUGACCCUAGCAAAUGGGAAAUCCUAAUAGACCAAAAGCUGAUGGGAGAAGAGCCUAUGAUCGAGUUCUGGAUCGACUUUGGGACAAACGAGUCAAAUGAAAAAAUUGUUAUCAACGGACUGUCAGAAAUGUUUCACAAUCAAACUCUGUGUGAUGUGAAGUUCAUGUUAAAAAACAGUGAAGAGAUUGGGGCCCACGUAGCAAUCCUUACUGCCGGAAGUCCUGUUUUCGCUGCCAUGCUUCAGUCGGAUUUCGUUGAGUCAAAAACAAGAAUUGUGAAUAUUGAAGACAGUGAAAUGGACGUUUUCAAGGAAAUGUUAAUCCACUUGUACACUGGAAAAGCACCAAACCUGAUGGAAAUGAACUUUACUCAGUCUGUUUUCGAAGUUGCUGAUAAGUAUGGCGUCAAAUCCCUCAAAGACGAUUGCGUCAACCUCCUUGUAUCUCAACUGAGCAACGAUAACGCUAUGGAAUUGUUGGUCUGGGCACAAAUCCAUUCGCAGGCCAAGCUGAUUGAAAAAGCUAUACACUUUAUUGUGAAAAAUUCUAAGGAUCUCUGCUCCCAAGCCGAAUGGUUGGAUUUCAUGAAGGAUCAUCCCAACUUGUGUGUGGAGAUUAACCAGAGAAUGGCAAAACGCAUCACCAUAGGAUAUGACAAUGGAUGCUAUUCAGAUUAAAAACAAUUUCCAGUUAUGGUUUUGUGAAGUUGCAACUAUCGAAUCUACGAAGUUUGAAUUAAAACAGUGCUGUUGUGUCGCGAAAAACUCGGAAUUGUUGCUGUCACCUUAUAAUGUUCAUCCAAUUAAUUUCCUUUUAUCUUACUUUACCAUGUUGAAUCAUCUAAAUUUAACUGUUUAUUUCUUUUUACCAAAAAAGGUAAAUAAACUUAGAUGAUAAGUUCAUACCACA
Messenger RNA from Daphnia pulex (common water flea), 1527 nucleotides. RefSeq names its product TD and POZ domain-containing protein 1-like. Gene Ontology annotation, molecular function: ubiquitin protein ligase binding. Bases 261 to 1295 code for a protein of 344 amino acids. Lineage: Eukaryota; Metazoa; Arthropoda; Branchiopoda; Diplostraca; Daphniidae. The record is from RefSeq and is a predicted model, not a curated record. Gene Ontology annotation, cellular component: cytoplasm; nucleus. Gene Ontology annotation, biological process: regulation of proteolysis; proteasome-mediated ubiquitin-dependent protein catabolic process. The transcript is spliced from 3 exons.